Thecamonas trahens ATCC 50062 is the source of this 2532-nucleotide messenger RNA. RefSeq lists its product as uncharacterized. The transcript is spliced from 4 exons. Gene Ontology annotation, cellular component: vacuolar proton-transporting V-type ATPase complex. The record is from RefSeq and is a predicted model, not a curated record. The coding region runs from base 43 to 2532 and encodes 829 amino acids. Lineage: Eukaryota; Apusomonadida; Apusomonadidae. Gene Ontology annotation, molecular function: transcription corepressor activity; proton-transporting ATPase activity, rotational mechanism. Gene Ontology annotation, biological process: negative regulation of DNA-templated transcription; proton transmembrane transport.
CUCAAGUUUUUCGAGCAGGGCGAGGAGGCGGCUUGGGAGGGCAUGCCGCGGUCGUCUGUGUCGAGGUCGCUGUCGUCGUCGCUCGGUGCGCUGAGCCCGUUGCGGCCCGGGCGCGGCAGCGAGGAGAAUGGGCUGCGUGUAGACGUGUCACCGGUGCGUGUGCAGCGGCGGCGCGGUGGAGGAGGUGGUGAAGGUGGCGGCGAUCGGGAUCGUGAGCGGCGACGGCGGGUAGCGUCGCGCAAGUCUGGCGAGUUUCUGCGCGCACGAUCGAUUGUGCGGAGUGCGGUGGAGGCUCUGGAAGACACGCACGAUGAGGCGUGCGAUGUGUGCGCGGAUGGCGGCGAUCUGCUUUGCUGCGACUCGUGCACGCGGGUGUACCACCUAGAGUGCCUAGGCAUGCGCGAGAAGGACAUUCCGCGCGGCAAGUGGGAGUGCGCCUACUGCACGUCGGCCGAAGAGGUGCGGAUCCAUGUGGUGCGGCUGUUUAUGGGCGGGAAGGAGAUUGACCCGAAGCGCCCGAUUGGGCUGCCGCGGCCAAAGCUGCAGACGGAGACGCGGUCGCGGAAGCGGAAGCUCGGCUCGCCCGAGGUCGACAGCGUGGCGACGCCGGGCGCCGGUGUUGGGACGCCCAAGAGAAGACGAGGCCUUGGCUCGCCGGGACCGGUCUUUCUUCGCACGCCGCCACCGCAGACGGAGGAGGCCUUGGCGGCGGCGUCUCGGCGGGCGCGCGAGUGGGCGUCGGAGGUCCGAGGGAGCCGCCGUCUGUCGGACCUCCCCAUGGGCUUUAUCCACUCACAGUACCUGCAACGGUCGGUGCUCUCGGCGCUGGGCCUGGAGCCGUCGCCGCCGCGAGGGGCCAAGGCCGAUGUGGUGAGCGAGGAGGAGCAGCUGGCACUAGCAGUUGCUGCGGCCGAAGCGAACAAAAGCCCGAGCCGCGGGCCGAGCAGCUCGCCGCGGCGGGCGUCGGCGCGGCUGCUGACUCAGGAGCGGACGUGGGCGGCGUGCGGGUCGUGGAAGCGGGCCAUGGACCGAUACCAGGCGCGGGUGGCGGCGCAGGGCGAAGGCGCGCUUGUCACACCGCUUGUUUUUGAGCUCUCAGAGUACUCAUCGAGCGACGGCGAGAGCGGCGAGAACGGCGGCGGCGGCAGCGGCAGCGGGCCCAGUGAUAGCGGGGCGGCGUCGGCGUCGUCGUCCGAGGACCUGUCGGACGCGCGGUUUGCCGAGUUUGGGCGGAACUUUGGCAUGUCGCCCGAAGCUGCGUCGCGGCACCGAGUUCUGCUCAAGGCUGCCGAGAAGGAGCGGGUGCGGAUCCACCGGAUCGAGAAGCAGCGGCUGCAGCAGAAGCAGCGGAAGGAGAAGGCGGCCAUGGACCGGUCGCCAAUCCUUAAGUUUUGGCGGCGAACGCUCGACGCGCCGUGGGAAGUCCGCCGCAAGCCGGUUUUCCGACCCAAGACGCCCAAGCAAAAGAUCAUGGAGAUGCCGCCGCGGUUCUGGCUCACGCACCCGUUCUCGCCGUUGUACUACUCGGACCUCUCUAUUUCGCCGCGGACCACCAAUGGGGUGUAUGUGCCGUCGUCGCCCCGCUCGCCGCUGUCGGCGGGGGCAGCGUCGCCUAGAACUGUGGUCCGCUUCCCACCAGCAGCCUCACCAUCGCCCAAGUGGUCCGGCCGCGGCAAGCACCCGGAUCGGGUCAUCUCGGCCUCAAUCCUCGCCUGGAAACACGAGGCCGAGCGCCGCGAGGCCGCCGAAGAGGCUGCCGCCGAAAAGGCUGCUGCCGAGAAAGCCGCCGCAGAAGAGGCCAAGGCAAAGGCCAAAGCCAAGGCCGCCACUGAAAAGGCCAAGGUUAAGGCCAAGGCCAAGGCCAAAGCAAGUCCCAAGGCCAACAAGGCUAGCAAGACCAAGACUCCGGCAAAGGCCAAGACUAAGCCCAAGCCAAAGGCCAAGGCCAAGGCCAAGACUCCGGCAAAGGCCAAGACUCCGGCAAAGGCCAAGACUCCGGCAAAGGCCAAGGCAAGCUCUGGGAAUGGCCGCAGUCGCGGCCGUGGGCGUGGAUCGGCCAAAGGCGGCAGCAGUGGUCUCGCCCGCGGAGGCAAGGCCUCGAGCAAGAAGAAGCCGGCUUCACCGGCCAAGCAGUACGGUGGCAUCAAGAAGCCCACCCCGCGCAAGUCGACAGGACGGAUGCUGCGUGCAGCAGAGCACGAGGCCGAGGAGAUUAUUGCAGCAGCCAAGGCGGCACGGAACGCCAAGCUCCGGCGUGCGGCCGACGAGGCUGCAGCCGAGGCAGACGCGAUCCGGAAGCGCAAGCAGGCUGAGCUUGACAACUACCAGUCUCUGCAUGCGGACGAGGUGGCGCAGGAGGAGCAGGCGGCGGCAGCGCGCCAGGCUGAGGAGACUGCGCGGAUCCAGGCGGCGGUGGCCGACCGGGCGGAUGUGGUCAUCGACAUGCUGCUCGACGCCGUGGUCGAGGUCAAGACGGACGUGCACAAGAACGUGGCGCUGGCGCACGCGCGGGCGGAUGCACUCAAGAACUAA